Molecule: messenger RNA, 2366 nt
Organism: Limanda limanda (common dab)
Lineage: Eukaryota; Metazoa; Chordata; Actinopteri; Pleuronectiformes; Pleuronectidae
Product: type II inositol 3,4-bisphosphate 4-phosphatase-like
Exons: 18
Coding region: 1-2292 (763 amino acids)
Cellular component (GO): cytoplasm
Molecular function (GO): phosphatidylinositol-3,4-bisphosphate 4-phosphatase activity
Source: RefSeq, a predicted model, not a curated record
AUGGACGGAGAGAACGAGGAGGUGCAGAGGGAGAGAGAGAGCGAGGAAAGAACCCCGACAGAAGACAAGCGUCCUGCUCUGUGUGACAGUCUCCACAGUUCAGUUCACUCCAGAGAAAACAGUCCGACGCUGAGAGCUGUGCUGUGUGCUCAGGUGUGUCAGGUGUACAGGUUUCUGACGGAGGACCAGCGAUGGCUGCUCGUCAGGGACCAGAUGUCCGAGACGCCGCUCUCCUUCUCUUUACCCAAACAGCUGCUGAGAGCGAUCAUACACCAGCACACACUCAGAGUCCAGGAAGUGAAGGAGCUGGAGGACCUGCCGCCCCACUGGGACGGACUCCGCCAUGAUGUCAUCAACCACUGUCACUGCCUGAUUGGCUGUUACCAGGAGACGCUGGCCGAGCUCGACAAACUCUCUGCGUCGACCUGCUUCAAGUCGAGCAGCAGUAGAUCAGACCUUCACCUUCAGUUCGUCCCGACCAAUCUGCACUCACAGAGGAUGGAGGUCACCGACCCCAACAGCACGGGUGUUUGGUAUGACAUCAUAACCUUCGGCGCUCCGGCUCAUCACCAGCUGAGCUUCAGACAGGGAGGACUGAAGAAGCUGCUGAGCAAACACAGCAAGGACAGGGAGAGCUCCGUGUGGUCUCAGGUCCAGAGCUCCAGAUCCAGGGAGCUGCUGAGCAGCGCCGCCCGGCUUCAGCCUCUCGUCUUCGGCUGCGCUGAGGAGCUGCUCGCCGUCUCUCUGGAGCAGAACGCCGCUCGCCUGCAGCCGGUGCUGGACGCCCUGCGUCGACAGACGGAGCAGUUUGUCCACGUUCUGAAAGACGAGCACGUGAAAAUCGCUCUGUCGGCGAUUCACAACCAGCUCAGCGCCAACGUCAGCCGCCGUGUCCACGACAACUCAGCCAAUCAGGAGAGGCCGUCUUCCAAGGGUCAACAGGACGACCUCCGACAUCACACGGCGUUCGACGAGGAGGAGUGGGACAGGGCGUGGGCGAACGUCGCCAUGAGCCUGAACUGCAUCAUCGCCAUGGCCGCCCGGCUGCAGGGGCGGGAGCAGCGCCCCCUGGAGGUGACUUCAGCAGAGCAGCAGGAGUCAGCGACUCCCAGCAGCAGCUCCUCCUCCUCCUCCUCCUCCUCCUGGCAGGAGCAGCUGCUCCCUCUGGUGGUCACUCUCAGGGAUUGUGUGCGUGAGGCUGUGGCGAAGGCGCGAGCUGCCAUGACCCUUGUGGUCCUGCAGGGGGCGGUGGCCCCGACUGUCGACCAGGGGCCGGCGCAGGUCGUCCAGAGACGCCACGCCGUCUUCAGCCAGGCGCUCUCUGCGCUCGUGUGUGGUUUCACGUUGAAGCUGAACGUCGGACUGGACGAUCCCGACUUCCUGCGGCAGCUCCACGCCGUCGGAAUCCUGGCUCAGUUCGAAAGUCUGCUCAGCACCUAUGGUGACGAGCUGGGGAUGCUGGAGGACAUGGAAGUGGGCGUGUCCGAUCUGAGCCAAGUGGCGUUCACCGUCACCGAGGCUAACACGGAGCAACCGGACGACUUGUUACCAACACUCAGCGGUGCAUGGGGCAGUUUUGUUGUCCAGGUCCACUUGACCCCGGAGAUGUUCGCCCUGUUGCCACGGGAACUAAAAGAGGGGGGUUUGAUCCGGGUCCAUCCGGUUCUGUUCAACAUCGGGAUCAACCAGCAGGAGAGUCUGGCUGAGAGGUUUGGGGACAGCUCUCUGCAGGACUCAGUGAAUCAACAGAACUUUGAGCGUCUGAGACGUUACUGUGAAGCACUGACGAAGCUCCGCCCACACCAGCGGCCUCACAUGGCUGCGGGCGAGUCUCUGUCCGACUUGAUGUCGUCUCUUGAGCGAAGCGUCGACAGCAGGAAGAAGAAGAAGGCGGAGCUUCUGUGGAUCGCUGCUUCGGUGUGUCGUGCGGUGAGCGGCGUUCGCCUGACGAGUUGUAAGAGAGCGACAGACCGCACGGCCAUGUCAGUGACUCUGGAACAGUGUGUGUUACUGAGAGAGAGACACACACUCAGUGAGCAACACUUCCACACUGCACUGGACUGCAUGAGGAGGUCUCGUCUGUCCUGGGGACAGAUGCUCGGCUGUUACGCCCGGUCAGGGUCAGAUCCAGGGGCGUGUCCCUCUGGUGGGCGUGGCCCCUGGCCCCCCCUCGGUGUGGCCCCCGAGGCCCCGAGACGCCACAUGUAUCCGGUGGCGUUUCUCCUGGUGACCUCUCACCUCCUGGUCCUGUGGCUCAUCCUCAGCCUCGUGCUCCUGUUGUCCAGACUGUAAAUACAGGGACGGCUGCAGGAUGGACAACGUGCUGAAGAACGUCGGCAUCAGGACGUUCCUCACUUUCCCCAAAC